AUGGGACCAUCAACAACAGUCCAAAUCCCAGCAAAGAUAAACACUUCCAGCAAACAAAAAGUAGCUCGCAUGGAAGAGUGGUCUCAGCUGCCCCUUCGAGAGUGGCCCGAUAUGGAGCGCUGGCGGACGGCCAUGUCGGAUCGGUUUACCAUUGAGCACCCAAGUGACGUGGCUCCAGAUACAUCGGGAAAUGGUUACGCGAUUCCUGUGACUCCUACUCACGAUCAAACGCAAGAAUUGGGAGACCAGCCUCAUUCCGGACUAGUUUCAUAUGCAUGGCCACCCAGGGACAACAGGGUCAGUUUGGGGAGUUCAUACGAUGCUCCUCAGACCCACCCUGGGGUGAUGUCUUCACCGGUAUGUUUUGAACACCAGGUCACGAUGAGACCUGAACCCGUGCCGUCUUCAGGUAGUCCCCGAGAUGGAAUCAUUGGCGACGAGGAUGCUACCGGUGUCUCGGUGGAUGCAAAUGCAGCUGCACAAGCUAGGGUGGAGACGGGCCGACCGAGCAAAGCUGAGGAGCUGUCACACAAUAACCCGAGUCUUUACUUUUAA
Molecule: messenger RNA, 555 nt
Organism: Penicillium coprophilum
Lineage: Eukaryota; Fungi; Ascomycota; Eurotiomycetes; Eurotiales; Aspergillaceae
Exons: 1
Coding region: 1-555 (184 amino acids)
Source: RefSeq, a predicted model, not a curated record